AUGGGUUCGAUAUUCGUCAUACUAGGCACCACUGAAAAGCCAGCAUCUGUCAAGACACAGCUAUUGCUGAAUCUCAUCGAACUGGGGAUAGCGCUGGUUUUUCAGACAAUGUCAUCGCACCUGGAUGAGUAUCUACCCAAGAGUGUAAGCAGACUCUGGUCGGGGAAUCACCUCAAUGUCGCACUGCCUUUGUGGCAAGACUUCACAGAGGACCAAGCUGCAAGCGAGGCAGUUGGUGGGCGAAUAUCCUUCCAGCAGUAUUUAUUUUCCGACGACCCGAAAAUUCGUCAAUGGGCAGAAAAUGCAGAGAGAUGCGUUUAA
Aspergillus bombycis is the source of this 321-nucleotide messenger RNA. RefSeq lists its product as uncharacterized. The transcript has a single exon. NCBI's taxonomy places the organism in Eukaryota, Fungi, Ascomycota, Eurotiomycetes, Eurotiales, Aspergillaceae. The record is from RefSeq and is a predicted model, not a curated record. Bases 1 to 321 code for a protein of 106 amino acids.